GGGUUUGCUGCGAUCUUAUUCUGACUCCCCUUGUGCCAUUUCUCCACUUCAUAAUAACUAAUCGCAAAUCAAUGGAGCACUUCUAGCAUGUUACUUUUUAACAUUGACUUUGCAGUGUUAAACUACACUGUAAUUUUAACACUUAAACUACAAUUCUUAAUUUAAACUACAGUUCUCAACUAAUUUAAGAUCAAUAUCCAUUGACCUACAAUGGUACUUUAUUCUAUGCAUUCAAUCUAUUCUGUAUCAUGAUCGCUAAUAUUAAACAUAGUUGCAUAUAAGUUUCCUAAUAUGGAAACAGUUAUUCUGUUUAAUUUUUUUUAAUUUAAUGCAGACUUAGUGCCAUCUUAAUUCCUAUUAUGUACAGUUCUUGAAAAAGGGAAUCCAGUACUUAAUUCAAACUAAAUUAAACAUCCCCUAUCAUUAUAGCGUAGAUAUUACUUGGCAGAAUAGCCAUCAAGUCUUUGGAAAAGAUAUUCAGAUGUUGUAAUGUGUCUAUAUCUAUAAUAAUCAGAAAUGUUCAAGUCACAAUAUUCCCUGUGAUAUUCUUAAUGAAGCAAAAGUUGUACUUUGAAGAAGGAUAGGAAGAGUAUUGAAGCUUUUGAACUUUGAUGUUGGAGAAGACUCCUGAAAAUACCAAGAGAAACAUGGAUCAUCAAACAGAUCGACCCAAAGUUCAUUUGAAAAAGAAACGGCGAGGCUUAAAUUUUCAUACUCUGGACAUAUUAUGCAAAGAACUGGAGAAGGCUCUAAUAAUGGAAAUGAUGGAAAGAAAGAAGAGAAGAAAACAGCAGCAAGCUCCAUCAGAAACUGCUAGCAAGAGCAAGGACUGGUGCAAAGGAGAAACAAGGAGUGCAUCGUCUAAAGCUGAACUGGCUGACAUACCUGCAGAGCAUUAGUAGAUGAUGAUAUAGGAAAGAAGGAGCAAUGUCAGAAGACGCUGCUAACGAGACACGUUUGCCUUUGAAGACUACAGCUUUAAGAGUAUUUGAUCUUCCACUCUCCUGGUAUAAUUCAUUGAUACAGGUUAAAAUCUCACCAGGGCUAAAGAAACUAUUUGCGAUAACAGCAGUAAGUGCCAUAACAGUGCUUUUUCUUGCCCAUCACUUCAAAAGAAAACGUGGGAAGAAAACCAGGAAAAUAUCUCCAUGGGAAUCAGACCAUCUGAUGUUCGAUUAUGCAAAAACUUCUGGGUCAGAGAAAAAUUCUAGUUGUUGCAGUAGCAGACAAAAUCUAACACUUUCACUGAAUUCCAUCAAAGAAAAAGAUUUUCAAUCUUACAUCCAUGCCAGUGGUGAUCUCUUCAAUAAAUAUUCUGGUUCCGUGCAGAGUUUGGCCUCAGCCCACAGUGCCACCUCUUGUCCUAGUUGUGUUUGUGUGAAUUCUAAUUCCUGGAAUAAAGCAGAUGAAGAUAAUAUGAAGCUAGUCAAUAUUCCAGUAACUACUCCAGAAAAUUUAUAUUUGAUGGGGAUGGAGCUAUUUGAAGAAGCACUACAACGAUGGGAACAGGCAUUGACAUUUCGGAACCGACAAGUUGAGGAUGAAGCUAGCUGUGGUGCCAUCAAGAUUGGAGCAGGUGAUGCUAUUGCAGAAGAACAUAUAGAGGAUAUCAUUAGUGCAGAGUUUAUACAUAAGCUUGAACUUUUGCUCCAGAGAGCUUACCGCCUUCAGGAAGAAUUUGAAGCCUCUCUUGGAGCAUCUGAUCCAGCGUCCUUUGCCAAUGAGGCUGGUAAUCAAAUGGAUAAUACUAUGAAAGAUAUUACAGAUGAAUUCAGUCUGCGAGAUACUAUAAGCAUUGGAUCAACAGAUUCAUUUGUUUCAGCUGCUGAGCUUACAGAACAUAAAGAGAGCCGAAACUAUUAUCAUCUGGAUUCACUUUGCCACUGCCCAUUAUAUGAAGAAGCUUUGCACAUGGCAGAAGAGGGAAAGAUUUAUUCACGUGUCUUAAGGACUGAAAUGUUGGAAUGUUUGGGAGACAGUGACUUCCUUGCUAAGCUCCACUGUAUUCGACAAGCUUUUCAGGUCAUUCUUUCAGACUCUGCAAAUCGAAUAUUUCUUGCUGAAAGUGGCAGAAGAAUUUUAUGUGCUUUAAUUUUGAGAGCAAGAAAGAAUCCAAAGAAAUUUGAGGAAGUAUUUGAUGAAAUGAUCUCUUUUUUAGAACAAGCAGAUCAAUGGAUUCAUACUGAAAUGGAGUUGGCUGCUUAUGGGGUGAAACACUUAAACUUUUAUGAUGUUGUUUUGGACUUCAUAUUAAUGGAUUCUUUUGAAGACUUAGAGAACCCACCCAUGUCUAUACAGAAUAUAGUUAAUAACCACUGGCUGAACUCUUCCUUCAAAGAAACUGCUGUGGCUUCAAGUUGUUGGUCAGUCCUGAAGCAAAAAAAGCAACAAAUGAAAGUUCCUGAUGGCUUCUUUGCACAUUUCUAUGCUGUUUGUGAACAUAUUAGCCCUGUUCUGGCAUGGGGAUUUUUAGGUCCUAGAAAUUCGCUGAACGAAUUAUGCAGCUAUUUCAAGAAUCAGAUUCUUUAUUUCCUGAAAGAUAUUUUUGACUUUGAAAAAGUGCGAUACUCAUCAGUGGAUAAUUUAGCUGAAGACCUUCUGCAAUUGCUAAUCCGGCACACUAAUAUUUUAUUGGUCUACUUUGGAGUAAGCGGAUGUCAACACCCAACAGCCAGUGACCUUUCAGAGGCAAAAGUACAAUAAAUUUCUGUUUUUGUUCUUCACGUGAGCAUAUUUUUGCCUUUUUCUCCCGCAAGAGAAUUUAAUAUUGUUUCUUUAUGAGCAAGUACCCCAAAAUCUACAAUAUUGUCAAAUGUGGCCUCAGGGAGAUAUAUAUAUAUAUAUCAUGCUUAAAUUAUUGCUGUACAUAGCAUUUAAAAUAUUUCAAUUGUCCUUGGAUUUAUACUUAACAUAUAUUUUUAAACGGUUACAUAAAUAUUAUUUGUGGGGAUAAUACAUUGUUCAGAUCUCUGUGAUGAAAGUGAUACAAAAAUACAUUUUAUAGUAAAUAAGUUCCUCCCAGGUUUACAAUGUAUAAAUUGCAAUGUACAAAACUCUCAAAAGCUCCACUUGGUGAUAUGUUUGCCAAGACUUGCACCUUUUUUGUCUUAACAAAUGUGCAAUAAAAAAAAAUACAGUGACAGAUGAUAUAGUUUAUGUAUGUAUAAGCUAUAAUUUACUGUAUAGUGUAGCAACUGUAACAAUGCAUUUGGCCUUUGGACAAUAUUCUAUGAGCACUAUUGUAAAAUUUAAGAGUUAAUAUCAAAUAUUUAUGUAAAUUAUUUCUCAUGAUGUUUUACGUUGGUUGUACUGCAUAAAAUCAGAGUCUGGUGAACCUUUAGUAGUUGUUUUGAGUAGUUAAUAAUCUCUAUCAUAUUUAUUUAUUUAGCAAAUUUAUGGAUUGCUAAAUAUAUAGAUAACUCUCUGCAGAGCUUUUAAAAUUUUAUACGUACUAUAAAUAAGAUCUUGUCUAAUUGAAUCUAUUAUUUAAAGUAUAUUUUAAGGGGGGAAAUGUAUAUUAAAAAGAAUAAAAUGGUGCAAGGGUAAAUACAUGUUCCAUUACAAUUUUAAGUAUGUGUUUGUCUCUUUAAAACAACAGGGAUGCCAAAUUAAUACCUUUAAUACCAUGCAUAGAUGUGUUUUGUUUGAUCAUGGUUUAUUGUAUUAUCCACAAUUGAGUAUACAAAGCUAUAUAAGACAUGGUUUAUAAGCACAAUGGCCAGAUUCACACAAUACACGGAUCCUCAAUCAUAGCACACAUUUUUAUUUAGAAGGAUAAGUGAACCUAAACGGAUGCUGUGAUUGCUCUCUAAAACAGUACUAAUCCUAGCAUUCAGCCAGGAAACUUAAGCCUAGCUAUUGUCUGUUUCCCCAUGCAUAGUGAAAGUAUUUAGCCUUUAUAUUGUAGUAGUUUGUUGGACUGGAUUUUCAAAAAAUCCCUUGCCCAGUUCUGCCUUGCAAUUCCAGUCUCUGCCCAUGUCCAAAAGCCAUUCUCUGUCACAAAAUUAAACAUUUGGUUUGAAACAGUAUCAAACACUGAGGUACCCUAUCAUAGAGUGUAUCUAUGUAUUAUUCAUGUUCUGCAUAUUUAUUGUUUUAUAUAUUUUUAUUAUACAAACAUGGAUAGUGAUAUUCCCUUGCAUGAAGGAACAUUUAAUGCUAUCCAGUCAGCACAUAAAAGUCCUAAGAUAUUGUAGCCGUCCAAAUAUUGUGAAUAUAUGAUACAGGAAAAUGUCAUUUGAAUCUUUAUAUUAUGUAAUACAUAUUAAUAUUUUCAAUAUUCUUUUUCCAUCUACACAAAAGUAAAUCAAAAUAAGUCAAUCUCUUUUUCCAGUUGCAGCAAUUAGAAGACCAUUCCUUUUGCAAAAAUGUAAAAUAUCCAUUUAUUGUAAGCUGCCCAGAGUCACAUAAAAAUGACACAUAAAUUGAGCAAAUAAAUAGAUAAAUGAUAGGAUCCUAAUGUUUGAUUAGCAGUAUCUUGAAAAGACAUUAAGUAUGAAAAUUUGAAUGGGCAGCUAAUGGAGGCAACGGCAGGAAAAAACAAGAUUAAAAAAGAGAUCCUGGCUUAAAAGCAAACCAAAGAGAGGGAUCUCUGGAAGUUAAGGCCACUGAAGAGGAAAAUGGGUCAUAUUCAAUGAAGCAGGAAAAGGAAGCUGAAGCUAUCGUUGAAUGAUAGCAUAUAUUUAUGGCAUUGCUUAUAUAUGCAUUUUGUGUACCAUGAUUUCAUGGUCAGAUCAUCACAAAAAGGGACACACCAUUCUUUCUCUGGUCAUAGUGCUUCAGUAAUAACGGAGUAAUCGAUGUAAGUACAAGUUAAUAACUUUCACUGAAUCAAAGGGGAUUAUUAUUUUUCUUACAGGUAGUCCUCAUUUAGCAACCACAAUCAGGAUUUGUAAUUUGGUCACUAAGUGAAACCACAACUGUGCUUACAAUCUGACAUCAGCUUUCCUUCACUUUACAGACCCACGAAGGUCAUCAAUGUGAGAGGAUUGGUUGUAGAGUGACUUUUGCCAUCACUGUCAUUUACUGCAAAUGGGGGCUAAACAAGACAUUUGCUAAAUGAGGACUUCCAUGUGUUUAGGGCUAAACACAGUGGCAUGAUGUUAGAUUAGAUUAGGUAGACCCAGAGUCAAAUUCUCAUUUACAUUUGGAAGUUCACUGACUGUCUUGGGAUUAAUCACUAUUUCUUAGCCUAACUUACCUCACAGGGCUGUUGUGGGGAUAAAGCUGUAAAAGGAAAUGGAGUGUAUUCGACUGUUUGUGUCAGGGAUUAACUACAAGGUUAAUUAUGCCAAAACAAAAUAUCAGCAUUAGAAGUAUAAUGUGUUGGUUUGCUAUCAGAGCUCAGGAAAACAGGUUAUGUAACUCCUUGAAUGAAUAAAUAUUGCUAUUAGUAAAUAAA
This is a messenger RNA of Crotalus tigris (Tiger rattlesnake), 5401 nucleotides long. It is a transcript of the gene MIGA1, whose product is annotated as mitoguardin 1. NCBI's taxonomy places the organism in Eukaryota, Metazoa, Chordata, Lepidosauria, Squamata, Viperidae. The record is from RefSeq and is a predicted model, not a curated record. Gene Ontology annotation, biological process: mitochondrial fusion. The transcript has 17 exons. The coding region runs from base 928 to 2703 and encodes 591 amino acids.